Oreochromis aureus is the source of this 2512-nucleotide messenger RNA. RefSeq lists its product as uncharacterized. The coding region runs from base 141 to 2351 and encodes 736 amino acids. NCBI's taxonomy places the organism in Eukaryota, Metazoa, Chordata, Actinopteri, Cichliformes, Cichlidae. The transcript has 3 exons. The record is from RefSeq and is a predicted model, not a curated record.
AGCCAUUGGUCACUAGUUUAAGGGGGAGCUCUAGUUUUGAAUUAUUCGGCUUGGGUGGUCCGAGCAAGGAAGGUACGGCUGCUCUCUUAGACGCUCUAGCCGCUUGGUUUUUCGUGCAUCGGCGGAGGACUUACCCGUCGAUGCUUGCAGCACAAUUGUUUGAUCCUCCAUUACAGAAAGGAUGUCGCACUCGCCAUCAUCACUCCAUUACACCUCGACCCACUCCUGCGGUUUCAGCCCGGUCAGCUGGCGACGGACCAACAACACUCAUUACUGCAGUGAGUAAACCGGACUCAUUUGUUUCUAUUAAUCCUGUCAUUGAAAAUGAAAACACAGAUGAACAGCGGAGGACGGUUUCCAUACACCUGGCCCCGCCUUCACGGAGGAGAAGGCGUCCUCGCAAGCAGCGUUCAGCCACAUCUACACUCACUCCUGUGCCGGUUGAAGACUCAGGACCAGCGGCUCUGGACGCCACAGUGAGUAAAAUGGACUCUGCCGGUGUUGUAAAUUCCCUUCCUGUGAACACGGAAAUAGAGACUAUAGCCACUAUGGCAAUUAACAAUGGAGAAACUGUAAGAGGUGUAACUGAACUCCCAGUGGAGAUUUUUGGACCACCGACGGACGAAUGUGGUCUGAGUGCUAAUUCUGGGGCAGAAUUUUGCAUAGUCAGCCCUGAGAUAGUUAGCUCAGAGUCGGUGGGGUCAGUAACUGUUUGCUUUACCUCCAAAAGGUCAGAAGAAGUUCACUCUGAGACUGUGAACUUGGAGCUAGGGAGGUCAGAGCAUACGGACCCAGAUGACUUUUUGGCCCAGACUGGCCGUAUGGAGACAGAAGUUCUCCCCAGGGCUUCCCCAGAGGCUGAACUGGAGGCCUCAGUUGCCUCUGGACCCCUGGAAUUUGUUGAGCCAGCUGUAACAUUCUCAUCCUCUCCGCCCUUCAUAGUAGCCACAUCACCCUCCACUCAGUCUGCUGCCCAGCUAGUCACUCAGUCUGCUGCCCAGCUAGUCACUCAGUCUGCUGCCCAGCUAGUCACUCAGUCUGCUGCCCAGCUAGUCACUCAGUCUGCUGCCCAGCUAGUCACUCAGUCUGCUGCCCAGCUAGUCACUCAGUCUGCUGCCCAGCUAGUCACUCAGUCUGCUGCCCAGCUAGUCACUCAGUCUGCUGCCCAGCUAGUCACUCAGUCAGUCUCUCAUCCUCGUCCUCAGUUGGAGGUCGAUAUGCCUGGUGGACCAACUCUGCCAUCAUUUCACCCGUCUGUUGUUUCUGCAUCACUGUCCAGUUUACCACGAGUAGCUGCCACACCAUCAUCACCUCCACCCUCUGCAGCUACUUCUCCACCAGCGUCCCAUCGGACUGCAGCGACCGCAGCACUCUUGGCCUCACCAUCCACAUCACCCGCUCGACCAUCAUCUGCACCACCUGCAGCUACCGCGUCGCCAUCUUCACCUCCGGAUCAUCCAUCUAUAGCCGCUCCGCAGCCGGAGGAGCCCGCCUCGCCGACUGUGGAGCCCGCCUCGCCGACCGUGGAGCUCAGCGAGCCGGAGAAGCCCGCGCCGCAGCCGGAGGAGGAUCUCAGUGAGCCCGAGCUGGAGCUCAGCGAGCGGGAGGAGCCCGCGUCGCAGCCGGAGGAGGAUCUCAGUGAGCCCGAGCUGGAGGUCAGCGAGCGGGAGGAGCCCGCGUCGCAGCCGGAGGAGGUGCUCAGCGGGCCGGAGAAGCGCGCACCGCCUGAGCUGGAGCUGCAGGGGCCGGAGCUGCAGCUGCAGCUGCAGCCGGAGCAGGAGCUCGGCGAGCAAGAGGAGUGCCCGCCAUCGAGAGAGGGGCUCGGCAGGCCGGAGGAGUGCGCACAGCCAUCGGAGGUCGGCGGGCGGGAGGAGUCCGAUCAGCCUACGCGGGGGGUCAGUGUGCAGGGUCCACGUCCGGUACGCCCUCCACGUCGUCCACGUCCGGCGCGCCCUCCACACCAUCCACGUCCAGCGCGUCCACGUCAGCGACCAGCGCGUCAUCGGCCAUGUGCCACACCUCGCUGUUGCUCACUAGAGCAGCGCCGCUGCCACCGGAUCCGUGGCCGUCCGCCGGAGCUGCGGCACCGCCACCAUUGCACCCGUGGCAGGCCGCCUGAAGUUUUCUGUUGCUAUCACGGGACCCGAGAGGAUGUCAAGCACCUGCAGACCUGGUGGGUGUGGCCCUGCUGGCGGCCUGGCCACACCCAAAGCCACACACCUGCUGCUGAUCAGGGCUCGUCGGGGGAGCUACUUAGGAGAGUCUUGGAGCUCCCACCGACGCGGGAUCAUUGCGUUAGACUCCACGAGAAGUGUGGUGCGCCAGACAGCAGCCAGCACGCGGAGUGCUGAGACACGGGAGCGGAGAGCACUGAGACACGACACGGGAGUCAGGGGAAAUCACAGGGGAUUUAUUGUCAUUAUUCCAUUCACUGUAAAUAAAGAGCACCGUUUGCAUCGUAGAGUACCGCGACUGGGUCCUCCUUUCCCCACAUCCCCACGGUCCGCCAUGC